Messenger RNA from Alternaria incomplexa, 594 nucleotides. RefSeq lists its product as uncharacterized. Lineage: Eukaryota; Fungi; Ascomycota; Dothideomycetes; Pleosporales; Pleosporaceae. The record is from RefSeq and is a predicted model, not a curated record. The transcript has a single exon. The coding region runs from base 1 to 594 and encodes 197 amino acids.
AUGACAACCCCAGAUUUCCCUCCGCAACCUGCCCGGGAGUCUGCGCAAACUCCAAGCCAAGGAUGCGCUCAAUUGAUCGUGCCUUUGGGCUUUGCAGCGCAGCUCCGAGCCGUACAGGAAGCGCAGCAGGAACAAGCAGAGCGUAUCGCCAAAUUGGAACAAGAGAACGCAGAGCUCAAGGACUUCGCGAAGAGGAUUGUCGACAUCGCCGACCGCGUUCAAGCAUUAGAGGAGCGCGAAGCCUAUCGUGCCGCAAGACGCAGGGAAGCAGUCAGUCUACUCAGUAAUAUGCGAACCCUGCACCAGGAAGCCGACAAUGGAUUCCAGCAACGCACAGUGGAUAUGCAACCGGAUGACCUCGAGGGAAUGUUGGGCGCGUAUGGCAUCAUGUUGACCACUGCAAUGAACAACCACCAGCGCAUGCUUGGCCAGAUGCGUGCGAACGGCCAAUUUCCAGCGUACACAACGCCAGUUCCGCAGACUCGACAAGUGCUUGCACCGGUGCAGCGGCUCCACGGUUAUCCGCCGGCGUACUCAGAGCCUAGAUUGUGCCAUGCGCACAGCUUACCUUACUGCCGAGUGUGCGGUAAGUAG